Molecule: messenger RNA, 432 nt
Organism: Aureobasidium namibiae CBS 147.97
Lineage: Eukaryota; Fungi; Ascomycota; Dothideomycetes; Dothideales; Saccotheciaceae
Exons: 3
Coding region: 1-432 (143 amino acids)
Source: RefSeq, a predicted model, not a curated record
AUGUCCUCCUACACAUCAGAAUAUCCUUCUGAUAGUGAUUUCGAUUCGGAGUAUAAGACUUUCUUUGAGAAGUUUUACGAAACGUCCGAUUCUCCAAGCGCUCACGAACAAUACUCAGAACAAUUCACACAAGAUGCUACGUUGAUCAUGCCCACCAAAAAGGUGCAAGGUCGUGAAGAAAUCUUGAGUUUGCGGAAAGGAAUGUGGGAGAAGAUAGUCAGAAGGAAGCACACAGCCCUGAAAGUGUUCCCCUUCGGUCCUAACGCAAAUGAGGUUAUGCUUUACGGUACUGUUCAGUAUAGCCUCAAGGAUGGUCGAGAAGCCACAGUCGAUUGGGCUGCUCGGGCCCACCUAGUCAAGAAGGACGGUACAGUGAUGAUGGACUUCUACCAGGUGUAUCUGGACACCGCUGCACAGAAUCCGAGCAAGUAG